Messenger RNA from Caenorhabditis sp. 36 PRJEB53466, 642 nucleotides. The record is from the annotation of a GenBank genome assembly. Lineage: Eukaryota; Metazoa; Nematoda; Chromadorea; Rhabditida; Rhabditidae.
AUGCAUUUCCUGCCUGACGUGGCGAUGUUCGACGAGAUUCGACGAAUGAAUGUUCGUCAGGUACUUAUUCGUUCGCAUUCCUCUUAUCGCUGAUAUUGAUUGCAGCUGGUCUACCAAUGUCUCAACUUCGCGAUGGUCGUGUCUUCGGCGCUGAUGAUCUGGAAAGGCAUGAUGGUGAUAACUGGCUCCGAUUCGCCGGUCGUCGUCGUUCUUUCCGGCUCAAUGGAGCCCGCCUUCUACCGUGGAGAUCUCCUUCUUCUGACCAACGACCUCGCGGAUCCAGUCCGUGUCGGAGACAUUACCGUCUUCAAAGUGGAGGGGAGAGAGAUUCCGAUUGUACACAGAGUUAUCAAGGUUUGAAUUGGUGUCACUGAAUUUUCUGAAUUUCUAAACUUAAAGGUCCACGAGAAGUCAGCCGAUGACACAAAGAUUCUGACGAAGGGAGAUAACAACCAGGUGGACGAUCGUGGCCUCUACGCCCCCGGACAAUUGUGGCUCAGUCGGUCGGACGUCGUCGGGAGAACGAAGGGAUUGCUGCCGUACGUUGGCAUGGUUACCAUCAUCAUGAACGAUUACCCGAAGCUCAAAUACGCUGUGCUCGCCUUCCUCGGUCUCUUCGUUCUGCUUCACAAGGAGAACUAG